CUAACAGCUAAACACGGUGCAACAUCGAGGACUUUCAACCUUUUAUGAAUUUAGUUUAUGGCUGAGUUUUCUUCAUUCAGGACUGCAAAAAAUGUAUGAUAAGGACAGCUUGCUUGCCAUAUCCUGGACUUCUUAAGCAAAAUAAUAUAGGCUACUCUGAGCGCUUCUUUCGAUAAUGGAAGUAGACGCGGCUUCAGACAACAGUCUUCCGUUUGGUCAAGGGGCAUCGGCGUUUGGGAGUGAUCAAGGGGAAGAUGAAGAUAUUGUACCAGAUAGAAGACUCUCCCUUGACUUCAGAGAGUGGGGGCCUGUGGACCAAGGUGACAGAUACGAUGUGGAGAGAGCGCAGUCACCACCCCACAGUUAUGUGUCAAUGCAUAGUGAUGGCUUGUCCUGUCAUCCCGAUGAUAUAGACACGGAUGAGGAACCUCCAGUCACCCAGGUUGUGCUGGAGAGACAUGACUCCUUCUCAUCCAGCUGCUACUCCACAGACAGUGAAGACAAUGAGGAAGGCGAGCCCAAGAGAAAGCGGAAGUCUCGGAAGAAGUCCAGCAGCUCAAACCAGCAGCAAAGUGCUCAGCCCCCUUUGAAACCUGAGUUACUAAAAGAUCCUAAUCAGAAGAGGCACCCUGCACUCACUGUGGACUUCACUUUUAAGGCGCUGCGAAGCACUCUGCAGAAACUGGUGGUGGAAGAAUUAAAGUGCUUCAAGAAGAUGGUGUGGAACCGUUACCCAGAAUGCUUUCGAGACCCGCUUGAUGGCCUUGAUAUUGUUGACCUGGUGGAUAAAAUGCUAGAGGUCUGCGACAUUGAGGUGUCACUAAAGAUAACCGAUGUGAUCCUGAGGGACAUGAACUUAAAGAGAGCAGCUGAUUACCUGCAGGGGCUUUGUAAGAGAAAUGAAGUGCGCUAUGAUUUGAAAAUGACUCUGAAAAGAAAAUAUGAAAGUAUAUAUGAAGGCUUCGCUCAGCAGGGACAGCAGACGCUCUUUGAGUCCAUGUAUACGGACCUCUAUAUCACAGAUGGUGGUGACGCAGCCGUCAACAGUCAGCAUGAGGUGCGGGAGAUUGAAGAACUAGCUGAGGAACACAGCGGGAAGGAGGAAGUGAUCACAUGCAAGGACAUAUUUGACCCUGAGAUAGUUAAAAGUAGGCACAUCAGGUCAAUGUUAACAAAGGGGGUUGCAGGGAUUGGUAAAUCUGCCACGGUGCAGAAAUUCAUCCUGGACUGGGUGGAGGGUAAAGCCCAUCAAGACAUCUUCUUCCUCUUGCCACUUCCAUUCCGGGAAUUGAACUCAAUGGAAAACACAAAAGUAAGCUUCAUGGAGUUAAUCCAAGCCUUAUAUCCUGAGAUGAAAGAAGUGGAAACUCUUGACUUUGAAGACUGUAAGGUCAUGUUCAUCUGUGAUGGUGUGGAUGACUGCCUUAUGGGCCUGGACUUCCGUAAAACUGAAUACUGGUGUGACCCUAAAGAACCCACAACAGUGAAAGUGCUGAUUACCAACCUCAUCAGGGGCAACUUGCUCCACUCUGCUUUCCUCUGGAUCACCUCACGCCCAAUAGCAGCCAAUCUCAUCCCUCCAGAACGCGUUCACCAACUGUUAGAAGUUCGUGGGUUCACAGAUGAACAGAAAGAUGCCUAUUUCAGGAAGAAGAUCCCUGACCAAAAGAUGGCAGACAAGAUAAUUGGCCAUCUGAAAUCUACCAAGACGCUUUACAUCAUGUGCCACAUGCCAUUGUUCUGCUGGGUUGCAUGCAGAACACUUCAGAAGGAGUUUCAAAAUGCAAAGCCAGGAGCAGAGCCUCCUAAAGCAAUCACUCAUCUGUACACAAACCUUUUGCUUGUUCUCAUCAAUAUGCGAACUCAGAAGCUUCAGCAAAACAAGACUGAGGAGAUGUGGGCUGCAGAUAAGGAGUUUCUUAUGAAAUUAGGGAAGAUGGCUUUCAUCAUGUUGGAGAAAGGGCUGUUCAGGAUCGAGAAAGAACAGUGGAAAGAGUACGACCUUGAUCCCCAGAAGGCUGUGGUUGAAACAGGCAUCUGCACAGAGUUCUUCAGAGAAAAGUUUGUGAUGUACCAGGAGAAGGUUCACUGCUUUGUCCACCCCACCAUGCAGGAAUACAUGGCUGCUCUUUACGUCUUCCUCUCAUUCAAGAAUAAUUCAAAGAAUGUCCUUGAUGGCAACAAGUUGACCAGGAUGUUCAAAGAGCCUUCUAUGGUCGAUCUGCAUAAAAGUGCACUAGACCGGGCGCUGCAUUCUAAGAAUGGUAACUACGACAUAUUCUUGCGUUUCCUCCUGGGGUUAUCCAUGGAAGCCAAUCAGGAUCUCCUGCGAGGUUUCCUCUCCAAUACGCUGGCCAGCCAGCAGGCUCAAGAGGAGACAGCUCGCAUUAUCCGAAAGAAGAUCAAGGACAACCACUAUCCCGAAAGGAAUGAGAACCUAAGUCGAUGUUUGGAUGAACUGUCGCCCAGACUUCCAAUCCACUGCACCUGAUAAUGCUACCAACACGAGGAAAACCGAAUGAUGGAAACAAGUUCAAGAUUUUGCUGGAUUCAUUAAAACAUUGGUGCAUCAUGUGUGUUUAUGUAGUGGUGCUGUAGGUACAAAAACCUACAUGACACCCGAUGGGAUGUUGCUUUCACCGGUCUUAAAGCUUUUUCUAACUAUUAGUCGUUUCUCUAUAUCACCAUCAUUACAAGCCCCACCUUCCAACCUUUUCCUCUUUUAUAUUUUCAUUCUGAGAGAUGUUUUUAAUACUUUGUCAUUUUUGAGUGGAAUGUCGAACAAUUACAAUAGUAAUAGGGAUUCUUGGAAUUCGUAUUAACAAGUGUUCCCUCUACGGUA
Messenger RNA from Chanos chanos (milkfish), 2842 nucleotides. RefSeq names its product NLR family, CARD domain containing 3-like 1 (gene nlrc3l1). The transcript has 7 exons. Bases 176 to 2491 code for a protein of 771 amino acids. NCBI's taxonomy places the organism in Eukaryota, Metazoa, Chordata, Actinopteri, Gonorynchiformes, Chanidae. The record is from RefSeq and is a predicted model, not a curated record.